AUGCAGCCUUUGGUUUCUGCCAUUCUGGACAGCCAGCUGUGCCCGCACCUCCUGGACAAUGCAGAUGUGGCCCUGGUGUGUGCCCGUGUCCUGGCCCAGCAGGAGCAGCAACAGGCAGCCUGCCGGCUUCUGGAGGGUUGUCGGGUGCCAGGAGGCAGCCGUGAGCUGGCGCAGCUCUGGAACGACAUUCACUACGACCUGGCCAGGAGGAAGCUGGGUGUAGCUGCGCUGACCCCGGUGCAGAAGUUCCACUGCAGGAAGAGGAAUCCCCCACCCGCAGGCCUCUGCCCGGAUGGCCUCAAGAGUCGGAACUUCCCCAGAGAGGUCCGCAGGAGGCUUCAAGACUUUGCCUUGGCCGUGAGCAUUAACCCCAGCAAGGCUCAGCGGGAGAGUUUGGCUUUGGAGACAAGCUUGACUGCAGAGCAGGUCUACAACUGGUUUGCUAAUUACCGGCGGUGCCAGCAGUCCCUGCUCCAGCAUGUGCAGCCAGCCCAGCGGGUGGUGGCCGAAGACCCCAGUACAAAGGAGAGACGUCUGGACCGCUGGUGUCAUUGGUCCGGUACUGUUGUCCUCACGUGCUAUGGGGCCAUCUCACCUGUUCGUUCGCCUUCUCAGCUGAAGAAUGCUGUCUGA
This is a messenger RNA of Ochotona curzoniae (black-lipped pika), 633 nucleotides long. Its product is annotated as anomalous homeobox protein-like. The transcript is spliced from 6 exons. Gene Ontology annotation, biological process: regulation of transcription by RNA polymerase II. Bases 1 to 633 code for a protein of 210 amino acids. Lineage: Eukaryota; Metazoa; Chordata; Mammalia; Lagomorpha; Ochotonidae. Gene Ontology annotation, cellular component: transcription regulator complex; nucleus. The record is from RefSeq and is a predicted model, not a curated record. Gene Ontology annotation, molecular function: RNA polymerase II cis-regulatory region sequence-specific DNA binding; DNA-binding transcription factor activity, RNA polymerase II-specific.